AUGCUUGAUCCGAUUAUGACAAAGCCAUGGCACCAUGUGAGUGAGUGGUUCCCAAAUGACAAGCCCACACCGUUUUAUACAACUCAUGGGAGUACACUUUGGGACUAUACAUGCCAUGAACCAAAGCUCAACCAUUUGAUUAAUGAUACCAUGUCUAGUGAUGCCCAAUUGGUCACUAACAUGGUGGUUAGAGAUUGCAAGAGGGUGUUCAAGGGGUUCAAUUCCCUCGUGGACAUUGACAGUGGCACAGGGACUGUUGCCAAGGCCAUCGUUGAUGCAUUCCCACACUUGAAGUGCAUUGUGUUUGAUCUCCCACAUGUUGUGGCCGAUCUCAAAGGGACUGAGAACUUGAUCUAUGCUGGAGGAGACAUGUUUGAGGGCAGAGAGAGAAAUGAGAAAGAGUGGGCAAAACUCUUCUUUGAUGCUGGCUUUAAUGACUAUAAAAUUGCUCCUGUUUUGGGCUUGAGGUAUGUUAUUGAGGUCUAUGCUUGA
Messenger RNA from Ilex paraguariensis (yerba mate), 492 nucleotides. Lineage: Eukaryota; Viridiplantae; Streptophyta; Magnoliopsida; Aquifoliales; Aquifoliaceae. The record is from the annotation of a GenBank genome assembly.